This is a messenger RNA of Neltuma alba, 3125 nucleotides long. Its product is annotated as linoleate 13S-lipoxygenase 3-1, chloroplastic-like. The record is from RefSeq and is a predicted model, not a curated record. Lineage: Eukaryota; Viridiplantae; Streptophyta; Magnoliopsida; Fabales; Fabaceae. The transcript has 8 exons. Gene Ontology annotation, biological process: lipid oxidation. Gene Ontology annotation, molecular function: protein binding; oxidoreductase activity, acting on single donors with incorporation of molecular oxygen, incorporation of two atoms of oxygen; metal ion binding. The coding region runs from base 125 to 2893 and encodes 922 amino acids.
ACGGACACCCACUGGAGCCACCAUCAUCUCUGCGCCUCUCUCUCUCUCUCUCUCUCCAUCUUUCUCUCCAAACUCUGUUGUCAGAACCCACAAGAGCAAAUAAGGCUGAGGGGAAGAACGAAAGAUGGCCCUGGCAAAAGAAAUCAUGGGUGCUUCUUUGAUCGAGAGAUCUUCAUUUGAUUCUUCGUCAAAAUUGCUCCUUGGCCAUAGUUUUCAGCAGAGCCCUUUUGCGGUUCCUUUGGAGAAGAAUAGACGAGCAGUGAGGUUGAGAAAAGCUGUGAAGAAAAAUACCGUGGCAGCCAUCAGUGAGGAUUUGGUCAAGUCCUCGUCUUCUUCAUCAUCAUCAUCAUCAUCUUCUUCUGUUCCUGCUGAGAAAGCAGUGACAUUCAAGGUUAGAGCUGUAGUGACUGUUAGGAACAAGAUCAAAGAGGACUUUAAGGAGACCGUUGUCAAGCAUUUGGAUGCCAUCACUGACCGAAUAGGCAGGAAUGUUGUUUUGGAACUUGUCAGCACUGAGAUUGACGCAAAAACGAAAGCCCCAAAGAAGAGCAAUGAAGCUGUGCUGAAAGACUGGUCAAAGAAACUGAAUGUGAAAGCAGAGAGAGUUAAUUACACAGCCGAGUUCAUGGUGGACUCCGAUUUUGGAGAACCAGGAGCUAUUACAGUGACGAACAAACACCAGCAAGAGUUCUUCAUGGAAAGCAUAACCAUAGAAGGAUUUGCUUGUGGUCCUGUUCAUUUCCCCUGUAACUCCUGGGUUCAAGCCAAGAAAGAUCAUCCUGGAAAAAGGAUAUUUUUUUCCAACAAGCCAUAUCUACCUCAUGAGACACCAGCUGGGCUAAGAGUACUGAGAGAGAAGGAACUGCGGAAUCUAAGAGGUGACGGCUCAGGUGUUAGGAAAUUAUCAGACAGAAUAUAUGACUUUGCCCCCUACAAUGAUCUGGGCAAUCCAGACAAAGGCUCGGACCUCGCUAGACCAAUUCUUGGAGGCUCAGAAAAAUAUCCUUACCCAAGACGAUGUCGUACUGGCCGCCUCCCUACAGAGACAAAUCUGAAUGCAGAGAGCCGUGUGGAGAAGCCGCUUCCAAUGUACGUUCCAAGAGAUGAGCGAUUUGAGGAGUCAAAGCAGAACACAUUCACAAUCAAGAGGUUGAAGGCAGUGCUUCAUAACUUGAUUCCUGGGCUCAAGGCCAGCCUCUCUGCAAAUAACAAAGACUUCAAUGAAUUCUCAGACGUUGAUGGAUUGUACAGUGAGGGUCUUCUCAUCAAACUGGGUUUGCAAGAUGAAGUUCUCAAGAAAAUCCCUUUGGUCAGAAAGAUCCAUGAAUCCAGUCAGGGACUUCUUAAGUACGACACUCCCAAGAUUAUUUCCAAGGACAAGUUUGCGUGGCUGCGAGAUGACGAAUUUGCCCGUCAAGCAAUUGCAGGAAUCAACCCUGUGAACAUUGAGAAGCUCAAGGUUUUCCCACCCGUCAGCAAGCUUGACCCUCAAGUUUAUGGCCCUCAAGAGUCUGCCCUCAGAGAGGAACACAUUUUGGGUCAUCUCAAUGGCAUGACUGUUCAACAGGCAAUAGAUGAAGAUAAGUUGUUCAUCAUAGACUAUCACGAUAUCUACCUUCCGUUUCUUGAUGGGAUCAAUGCCCUUGAUGGUAGAAAAUCCUACGCUACCCGAACCAUCUUCUUCUUGACUCCCAUGGGCACUCUCAAGCCCAUUGCUAUUGAGCUCAGUCUCCCGCCGGCCGGACCCAGUUCCCGGUCAAAACGCGUAGUCACACCGCCGGUUGACGCCACCACCACCUGGAUGUGGCAGCUUGCUAAGGCCCACGUCUGUUCCAAUGACGCCGGCGUGCAUCAACUUGUUAACCAUUGGCUACGGACACAUGCGGUCAUGGAGCCGUUUAUAUUGGCAGCACACAGGCAAUUAAGCGCGAUGCAUCCUAUAUUCAAGCUAUUGGAUCCUCACAUGAGAUACACACUAGAGAUCAAUGCUUUGGCUCGUCAAAGUUUGAUCAACGCAGAUGGAAUUAUCGAGUCUUGCUUCACGCCUGGACGCUACUGCAUGGAAAUCAGUUCUGCUGCUUACAAAAACCUAUGGCGCUUUGACAUGGAGAGCCUCCCUGCUGAUCUCAUCCGCAGGGGAAUGGCAGUUCCUGAUCCAACUCAACCACAUGGUCUGAGGCUGCUCAUAGAAGACUACCCUUAUGCUGCUGAUGGGCUGAUGAUCUGGUCAGCCAUACAAAACUGGGUUCGCACCUAUGUGAACCAUUAUUACCCUGACCCUAGCCUUGUGGCUCAGGACAAGGAGCUUCAAGCUUGGUACUUUGAGUCCAUCAACGUGGGUCAUGCUGACCUCAAGGACGAACCUUGGUGGCCACCAUUGAACACAGGUGACGACCUCGUCUCUAUCCUCACAACCUUGAUUUGGAACGCUUCUGCACAGCACGCUGCUCUUAACUUUGGGCAGUACCCUUAUGGAGGGUACGUGCCCAAUCGGCCUCCGAUGAUGAGAAGACUAAUCCCGGAAGAGAGUGACCCAGAAUAUGCCAGUUUCCUAGCAGACCCUCAGAAAUACUUCCUUAAUGCCAUAUCUAGCCUGUUGCAAGCUUCCAAAUUUAUGGCUGUGGUUGAUACUCUGUCCACCCACUCACCGGACGAGGAGUACCUCGGUGAGCGGCAGCAACCGUCAAUCUGGACCGGUGAUGCCGAGAUGGUGGAGGCUUUCUACGGUUUCUCAGCCAAGAUGAUGCAGAUAGAUAAGGAGAUUGACAAGAGGAACUGUGACAGGACAAUGAGGAACCGAUGUGGUGCCGGAGUGUUGCCUUAUGAGCUGCUCGCUCCUAACUCAGAACCUGGCGUUACAUGUAGAGGUGUUCCAAAUAGUGUGUCCACAUGAGAACCAAAAAAACAAUCAAAUAAGAACCACAAUUUAAAUAUUGUUCUGAAAAUAGGAGUGUAGUUUUGAGAGACAUUUUCAUGGAUGGUUCAUUAAUUACUGCUAUAUGUAUACCAAUGAUGAUUGUGGUACACAUGACGCUGUUCAUUUUGUACCUAAGAAGAGGUAGAUAUCUAGAUAGGGUUGUAUAAGUUGUAUAUGUUUAUAGAGGUCAACGGUAUUGGAUGUGUAA